This is a messenger RNA of Caenorhabditis bovis, 846 nucleotides long. The record is from the annotation of a GenBank genome assembly. NCBI's taxonomy places the organism in Eukaryota, Metazoa, Nematoda, Chromadorea, Rhabditida, Rhabditidae.
AUGUUGGCACGUUCUGCUAUUCUCGCUCAAAGCACCGAACUGGCGCUCAACGCCACUCGUGCUGCUUCGGGUGCCGCUGCGCAGCCAAAGAAGACUGGAGAGAGAAUCAAGACUUUCGAGAUUUACCGCUUCAAUCCAGAAGCUCCAGGAGCAAAACCAACUAUCCAAAAGUAUGAAGUUGAUCUUGAUAAGUGCGGAACUAUGGUUCUUGAUGCCCUCAUCAAAAUUAAGAAUGAGGUUGACCCAACGCUUACCUUCCGUAGAAGUUGCAGAGAAGGUAUCUGUGGAUCCUGCGCCAUGAACAUUGGUGGCCAAAAUACUUUGGCUUGCAUCUGCAAGAUUGACAGUGAUACCUCUAAAAGCACCAAGAUCUAUCCUCUUCCGCAUAUGUUUGUUGUUAAGGAUUUGGUCCCAGACAUGAACUUGUUCUACCAACAAUACGCUUCAAUUCAACCAUGGAUUCAAAAGAAGACUCCACUUACUCUUGGGGAGAAGCAAAUGUCUCAAAGCGUUGCUGAAAGAGAGCGUCUUGAUGGAUUGUACGAAUGCAUUCUUUGCGCGUGCUGUUCAACAUCGUGUCCAUCUUAUUGGUGGAAUGCUGACAAGUAUCUUGGUCCAGCUGUUCUUAUGCAAGCUUAUAGAUGGAUCAUUGAUUCUCGUGAUGACUACGCUACUGAACGUCUUCAUCGCAUGCAUGAUGAAUUCUCGGCUUUCAAGUGCCACACAAUUAUGAACUGCACCAAGACUUGCCCAAAGCAUUUGAACCCAGCGAAGGCUAUUGGAGAAAUCAAAUCGCUUCUCACUGGUUUCAAGACCAAGCCAGCUGCUGAGCCAGCCAAGUUCUAA